AUGGCUACUCCUGCUUGUUAUGAACCAGAAACUACUAUCUAUAAGACUAUUCCCCCGAAUCAUAACUCCCCCCUCUUAACCAAUCCUGCCACACAACCUUCAUCCCUUCCCCUCAAAGCCACCACUCUCGACACCACUGCCGCUUCUACCUCGGCCACCCCUCCUGUCCCUCACCCUUCAUUGCCGUUAUCUCUCAACCCGCCAGUCGUCUCUCAAAAUUUUCCCCCUCCCUACCAUUCGUCUACUUACCCUCAACCAGUUCCCACCUUAGCUGAACAACUCCGAGUGAAAGGUGACAAGUCCCUUUCAAGACUAGCGCCAGCCAUGACUUCUGAGACAGGAAGACCUCGUGUUCUCAUACCUGACUCGGUUUUUCAGAAGGGGGCAGAGCUCCAUAAAGACUUCAUAGUUUGUUAUUUCAAUGGCAGACCUCCCCCAUUCCUUCAAAUCCAGAGUGUCCUUAACCACAUGUGGGGAGAUUCAAUGUUUCAUACCGCGCAAUGGUCUUCCGAGCACUCAUCUGCUACUCCACCGCUUAGCUCCAUAAAGAUUUGGGCUCAUCUUACGGGAGUUCCUCUUGAUCUCCGCUACCAGCAGGGUCUUAGCUUGGUUGCGGGACUAAUUGGUGAACCAAAGGAAACUGAUGACUUCACACUCAACCUAGCCAGUUUAACCUUGUCUCAUGUGAAGGUUGAAGUAGAUCUAACUGAGCCCCUCCCUAGAGUAGUUGAGUUCCAAAGACAAAGUGGCGAAGUUGUGGAAGUACAAGUUGAUUAUCCAUGGCUGUCAUCUACAUGUUCUCACUGCAAGGAGCUGGGUCAUGUGAUGAAAAACUGCUUAAAAAUCCUUCUUCAGAAAUCUUCUCCAACACCCCCGGUCCCUGGUUCAAAAACAAAGAAAACUGUUGAGGGGAUAGUUCCUCAAGAAAAAUCUAAGGGCAAAGUCAAUGAAACUACUCCCCAAAGAAAAACGGGUAAUAGUGCUGUGAAGUCCAAACACUAUGUGAUCAAGAAACCGACUUCCAUCUCUGCCCCUUGUCCUAAACUCAUCCCUCCUGCCUCAAACUCUCACUGUGUCUCUCUUCCGUCCAGUCCUUUGGCCCAAAAAACUCCCUGUAAAGCCCUCCUUUCUACCCCUAAUGCUAACCAGUUAACCACAAAUAGCCUCUCAGAAAAAAUCGAAAAACCUUCACUUAAAAGAUCUCGUUCAUCUCCUACUCUUUCUCCCCCUUCCCAUCCUAAGAUUUCUUUCCAAUCCUCUAACCCCUCCCACACUUCUCUUUUCCCUGAGAUUGAUGAAGAUGGAAGGAUUGUGGUGGUUUGGAAAGACCCGGUUAAAGUCAGUUUGCUAUCUCAAUCAAGGUAA
Molecule: messenger RNA, 1365 nt
Organism: Brassica napus (rape)
Lineage: Eukaryota; Viridiplantae; Streptophyta; Magnoliopsida; Brassicales; Brassicaceae
Exons: 3
Coding region: 1-1365 (454 amino acids)
Source: RefSeq, a predicted model, not a curated record